AUGGCCAUUUUAACCUGCCGUGAUCGUAAAAGUAAUAAUAAUAAUUGGGUUACUGUUCAUUUUUUAAUCGAAAUACCGCCCAAAAUAAAAACUGAAAACGUGACCGAGCAUACAUAUGUAGAGCAAUAUAAGAAAAAGAGAAGAAGAAAAAGCAGAUGA
Molecule: messenger RNA, 159 nt
Organism: Pediculus humanus corporis (human body louse)
Lineage: Eukaryota; Metazoa; Arthropoda; Insecta; Psocodea; Pediculidae
Exons: 3
Coding region: 1-159 (52 amino acids)
Source: RefSeq, a predicted model, not a curated record